AGGGUCGAAUGAAUUGAGGCCUGAGUGAUCGAGUUUCGUAAGGGAAGGCCAUAUGGGAACACUGCUAAAUUGUUCUCGGCCCUUGCUCUCCCUCAAUCUCUCUCGAAUUUCCCUGUCUAAGAGGAGGGUUCAUCUCCAAAACCACCAUUAUAACCACCUUAAGAGACUGCCCUUCAAUGGUUUCUUCUUCUCCAACUAUGACACCAAUCACAAACUCUGCUGGUUCAGUUCCCUACCAUCUCAACCUUCUGUUGAUAGCGACCAGCACAACGACAAUGGAGGGAAACCACAGAUGCCCAUUUCGGAGCUUUGGCUGCACAACACAAUGACCAGACAGAAAGAGCUUUUCAAGCCCAAGAUUCCUGGUAAAGUCGGCAUGUACGUCUGCGGUGUCACCGCCUACGACCUCAGUCACAUCGGCCAUGCUCGCGUUUACGUAACCUUCGAUAUACUCUACAGAUAUCUGGAGUAUUUGGGAUACGAAGUCUGUUACGUGCGCAACUUCACCGAUGUUGAUGACAAGAUUAUAACUAGAGCGAAUGAACUGGAGGAGGAUCCGUUAAGUUUGAGCAGACGUUUCUGCGAAGAGUUCCGUUAUGAUAUGGCCCAUCUUCACUGCCUUCCUCCUUCUGUGGAACCAUGCGUCUCUGAUCACAUGCCACAAAUCAUUGAUAUGAUUAAACAGAUUCUUGAUAAUGGUUGUGCCUACAGAGUUGAUGGAGAUGUGUACUUUUCUGUAGACAAAUUUCCUGGAUAUGGACGAUUAUCUGGCAGGAAAUUGGAAGAUAAUCGAGCAGGUGAAAGGGUAACAGUGGACUCCAGGAAACAAAAUCCUGCUGAUUUUGCUUUAUGGAAAUCUGCAAAGGAAGGGGAGCCAUUCUGGGAAAGUCCAUGGGGGCCUGGUAGGCCAGGCUGGCAUAUUGAGUGCAGUGCAAUGAGUGUUGCUUAUCUUGGUCACUCCUUUGAUAUACAUGGUGGAGGAAUGGACCUUGUAUUCCCCCAUCAUGAAAAUGAAAUUGCUCAAAGUUGUGCGGCUUGUAGCCAAAGCAAUAUAAGCUACUGGAUACAUAAUGGCUUUGUCACUAUUGACUCAGAGAAAAUGUCCAAGUCACUUGGUAACUUCUUCACAAUUCGGCAGGUAAUAGACCUAUACCAUCCACUGGCUUUGCGGCUUUUCUUGAUGGGGACCCACUACCGGUCUCCAAUAAACUAUUCAGACUCGCAGCUUGAAAGUGCUUCAGACCGGCUUUUCUACAUCUAUCAGACACUUCAUGAUUGUCAAGAGACUUUGUUCCAACAUAAUGGAACAUACCUGAAGGACUUUGUUCCACAUGAGAUAUGGAAUUGUGUUAAUAAGUUCCACGAUGACUUCAAGACCUGUAUGUCAGAUGACCUUCACACUCCUGUUGUUUUUGCUGCAUUGUCUGACCCAUUGAAAACCAUCAAUGAUCUCCUCCAUACUCGUAAGGGGAAGAAGCAGGAGUGCCGUAUUGAGUCACUUUCUGCUCUGGAGAAAGAAACUAGAAGAGUUUUGACUGUUCUUGGACUGAUGCCGACGAGUUAUUCUGAGGUUUUGCAGCAGUUGAGAGAGAAGGCAUUGAAACGGGCAGGGUUGACAGAAGAUCAAGUUUUACAGAGAAUUGUUGAAAGAACUGCAGCAAGGAAAAAUAAGGAGUUUGAGAAAUCAGAUGCAAUCAGAAAAGACUUGGCUGCUGUGGGUAUUGCACUGAUGGACAGCCCUAAUGGGACAAUUUGGAGACCAGCAGUACCUCUUGCAUUGCAAGAGUAUCAGCAGGUCAUUUCUUGAAUUGCUUCUGGGCUCAAGAUCUUCAAUACUUUAAAUGGAGCAUAUCAGGUUUUUUACUGCAGCAGAAUGAUAAGUUACUUUUGGAGUUUUGCAGAACUAGAAGUUUAUUUUGGAGUUUUCUCAUAUUAGAUGAAGGUAGAUGGGUAACUUUUUUUCUAAAUUUGUAAAUCCAAUUUUGGGGGAUAUUUUCAGUUGGAAAAGAAAGUAUGCACAAAACCGAGUGUUUUGCACAAAUUCUUAAAUGUAUUGCUUUAGAGGUGAUGAAAAUGUCUCAUUCUUUUGAUAUUCAAAGUCACUUUUCAGUUUACAACAUGUGCUGUCUCAUGAAUUUGGCAAAAUUUAUAAAGGUUGAAAAGCCAUUGCUAAUAA
Macadamia integrifolia is the source of this 2176-nucleotide messenger RNA. RefSeq names its product cysteine--tRNA ligase, chloroplastic/mitochondrial. Gene Ontology annotation, cellular component: cytoplasm. The transcript is spliced from 9 exons. NCBI's taxonomy places the organism in Eukaryota, Viridiplantae, Streptophyta, Magnoliopsida, Proteales, Proteaceae. Bases 53 to 1807 code for a protein of 584 amino acids. The record is from RefSeq and is a predicted model, not a curated record. Gene Ontology annotation, molecular function: cysteine-tRNA ligase activity; ATP binding. Gene Ontology annotation, biological process: cysteinyl-tRNA aminoacylation.